Amoebophrya sp. A120 is the source of this 1677-nucleotide messenger RNA. Lineage: Eukaryota; Dinophyceae; Syndiniales; Amoebophryaceae. The record is from the annotation of a GenBank genome assembly.
ACGAGACUGCAGCUCCAGGUCGCGUCCUGCCUGCUCAAGGUGUACGAAACGGUGGAAGCCGCCUAUGAAAUGCAAGAAUGUCUGGGUCUGGAAACAUGCAGGGUUUGUCAUGCUCUGCUAGCAUGGUUCUCAAGUUUGUCGUGCGCGUUACUCAAAAGGCAGAAGCCCAGUUUGUCAUGCAGAAUAGACAACGCUGCAGCAUCUGCAAAACUUGUCAUGCUUGGCAGCCAAUUGCGGUGUGCUCGUCUUUCUCCAACCAGCAUCACAAGUUUCCAGACAUGAUCGAGGGACAUUUGCAAUGCAUACCGCCUGUGCCCACACGAUGUCGCUGUCGCACCUGAAGCACUUGUUGUUUGAGCAGUACGAGUAUGGAUUGCAAAAGUGUCUGGGUCUGGAAGAGUGGAACUUGUAAUGCUGUCUGCGGAUUCGGAUUCCAAAGAUAUCUGUGUUGCGUGAGCAGUAAGAGGAGUCAGGUCUUGGCACGCGGAGAGGGCAUUUGCCAUGCGUAAUUAAUAAUUAAGCAUCAAGAAUCUUUUCUCAAAAAAUCUGUGAUGCUAGCACCAGCAUCACAGACUUGAUGGGUCAUGCAAAAUGUGCAUGACAAGUCCCGACUCUUCCAGACCCAGACAUAUUUGCAUUUGAUAGCGAGGAUCAUCAUGUUGAAAGUGCAGUUGUAACAGCACCACUCCAGAUUGAGCCUCACGACCAGGCUGAAAACGGGAAUAUGAAAAAAUCCACGACAACGACGCCAUCAACAACGGCUGCACGACGACCAGCCCCGAAGAACUUCUACUACCGAAGUAGGAGAAUAAGGCCACAACUCGUCCUCGACAAAGAGGCGAGGCUUGAAGAAUUUGAGAAUUUUCUGUCGACGAAAAUUUUCUCGCGGAGUCGAACCCCCGGAUUUUUGGAAAAGGAGGAGAUUAUGGCCCUGUUUAGGUUUCUGACGAUAGCAGACCUUCCGGAUAAAGAAUGUCGUGCGAGUGAUUGUACGGCAGAAGAAGUGCAGCUGGCUCCGGGAACGUGCGUUGUUAUGACGAAGCCGAUCUAUUUUGCAGAAAAUAACAAGGACGAUGGAAGUGUAACUCAAACCAGUCCUUCCAGCUGGUCGCGGAAAGUAGAACCACUCACCGGCUCCUUUUGCUUCGAGUGCGUCUGUGAGACAGAUUUGCUACUGGGCCGCGGCGGCGUGGUGCGCGAGAAGGACAAUGAUGCGUCGGCUGGAAUGAAAGGAAAAGGAGACGAGAGAAAUCAAGUGCAUCAUAAAACACACCAGCUCUUCCUGCAUUCUGUCACGCGCAUCUCUGAAGUGUACCGGGUUGUUCAUUCAUCGAAAGAAAACGAGGACAGUGGUUUAUUGAUUCCACAACUCACGACCGGUAAGAUUAAAAUAGACUCGAUUCGUCUCACGAAACACCUUUCCCUGCAAAAAGACGGCGAGCAGCAGCCGGGCGCAGCCUUCUUCUACCAGGAGCAAGAAAACAUAGCAUUUUUGCAAGAAGGCGACAUUGUCACGGCUUUAUCGGGGGAGUUUCUGCUCCGCAGCCGCGAGGUCGUAGCUGAGGCGACGGAAGAAAGUAGUGUACCAGCAGUAGUUCCUGAAGGUGGAACAAUCGGAAUACCAAACGGCGCCGGCGCGGGCGACCCCGAAGGCGCGCGGGUCGGGAAGGGAACUGC